AGCAGCAGUCACACAGAGUCGUCCCUCUGUUUCAGAAACUUUGUGGCUUGAGAGAUUAGCUCAUCGUCUACUGACUCACCCGAACAUCUAUAAGUUCAAUCGCUAGAAUACAUAUACUGGUUGUUUCACCAGGCAUCUCCAUCAGUUAGCAAUUAAACCAUAAGAAAUUAUACAAUAAAGUUUCUACAAUUCAAACCAUCAACAUAUCCAACAUCUAAGUCCUUCAACAUUCAAUAUUUACUUCUUCAAUAUAAAGUUUCUGGGUAAUUGCUUCAUAUUUUACAUCUAUACUCAUUAUACAACAUCUGACUCUUCCUAUCAUGUCCACCCCUCCGAGCAAACAGCCGAAGUUCACUCUAGCGUCUCCCGAGAAAGACUCUAGCGACGACGAGCCAAGAGAAAACAUAGCUACUGUAUUAGACGAAACCAAUACAAAUCUUUCCAAUCUUUCCAACCCAAAUGCCAAUACGAAUCCGGAUCCUACUAAUAACAAUGCUAUCAACGGCAUCCCUAAUGUUAAUUCUAAUACAAAUGGCAAUAUCACUGCUACCAACAACUCUCCUAUCAACAUUAUCACUGACAACAAUAACGUAAACUCAGACUCGGUAGAGUCUCCAGCUGACGACGAAAACGGAAACGAAAACAAGCUCGACGGUUCUGAUUUGUCGUUCACCAAGAAAGAUCCCCGGAAGUCACGUACUCAGUCAUUUCAGUCAGUGCUAUCCACAGCUUCGUUAAAGUCAUUGAAACAACAGGCCCUAGCAAGUGUUCCCACAAAUAACAACGUCAAUAUUGGCACUCGCAGCAGUAGUAUUUCUCACAACAAUCUCAAUAAUCUCCAUAGCAACAGCAGUAAUUCUAAUCCCAAUAUCAAUGCUACUGCUAGUCGCAACUUUCAGUCGUUCAUCCAGGCUCCAGUUUUGUCUAGCAUCACGAAUCUCAAGAUGGAAGACGAUAUCGAGAUCGGCCAGCAGUUGCCGUUUACUGAGUCAAAAGUGACUUCUCAGCGCAGUCGUGAUCGUGCUACGUCCUCCACAACUACAGCUGCAACUACAAAUGCUGUUUCUUUAACAAAUACUAAUGCCACUUCUACUGUUCAGUCAAAAUCUGCACUGGAUCAUGAUGAAGAAUAUGAAGACACGAUUGUGCAACAACAGAAGCUCACCUUGAACGCUUUGAAGAAGCUCUCGUUGUCUCCUAUGCCUAUAAAUACGGCUGACAAUAGUCUUACAAGAAGACCACUCAACAGAGCCAGUUCUAAGCCCAAGAUUGACAUAGCUGAAUCCAGCAAGGAAUCAAUAAACUCUUCAACAUCUGCUCCAGGAAGCAAGACACGAACUCAAGAGCCUUACCAGCCAGCAGAAGUAGACUUGUCAUCUUUUGCUAGUCUUACAAGACAACCCAAAGUAGCGACGGAGAAGUUGCCUUCUCCAGGUGUUGCUUCCGCGUCGACUUCGGCAGUGACUGGGUUUGGUGAACGGGAUUCUUCAAUCUUCAACCCUAAUACUAGUACGACUUCAAAUCCUGAUUCGAUCCCAACUGGUACACCCAGCUUGUCUCAAAAGAGGUCAUUGCCUAGUUUACCAGAAGGAGAGCAGUUUGUAGAAAAUGUAGCAACUGAGUCAAAUGCUGCUGUACGCAGCAAUUCUGGUGAUGUCAAUCAAACGUACCAGCAUCAUCCACAAGCUCACCAAGGUUCUCAGCAACAAUACCAACAUUCAAAGCAAGACAGCCACCAUAUGCAGCUUGGUAAUAGGAUCCCUUCUGCUGUAGUACCUCCCCAGAACAUGAACACUAGACGAGUUCCUCUGGGAGGAUUCCAAGCGCCCAAUGUAUACAAUUCUCAUAUGGCAUCACAAACACAACAGAAUCCACAUCUUCAUUACCCCAAGGCUAACAGGCAGUUGCAGCAGAUUAAGGGAUUCCGAAGUCCAAUGUAUGUUCCAGCCGUGUUGCGGAUGUCUACUUUGAGUACUGUAUCACCUACUAAUUCAAAUACGUCUGGAUCUAAUCCCAACUCGCCUAACGAGUUGUCUACUUCUCCAAAGAAUGGUACACACUACGAACACGACCAUUUGAACUUGAACGAACCUGCUGCUACACCUAGAUCGUCCAGUAGAGCCUCUGUAAAGUCGUUUGAUUCUGGAAUCUCUGUAGAAUCGUCGAGCUCCACAACUAACCAGCCAGGUUCGUCGCCUUUCCUCAGCUUGUUGGGCAAGAAUGGAAAUCCCGAGUCAUACAUUUUCCGCGCUCCGCCUACCAGAAAGCAUUGGGUUAAAGAUGAGGCCGUGUUAAAGUGUGGUAUGCCCUUCUGUUCCAAAGUGUUCAACUUCUUUGAAAGAAGACACCAUUGUCGGAAGUGUGGAGGGAUUUACUGUAAGGAGCAUACGUCGCAUUAUCUCUAUAUCAAUCACUUGGCACAGUUUACCACGGGAGGCAGAGGUACUUUGUCUAAGGUGUGCGAUUUGUGUAUUGAAGAGUAUAAUGACUUCAUACAGCACGAGUUUGGAGUCAACAUUGCACAUUCGUCGUCGGAGAACUCGUCUUACCAUUCUGCUGAACACAUUGCUCGUACUGCUAAUAGUAAUACUAUUAGUAAUACUGUUGCUAAGGGUAGUAGUGUUGGUGUUGGUGUUGGUUCAGCAGUAGACACAGUUGGACCCAGAAAGGAUACUAGAUCGUCACAGACACCCAAUCCACAGUAUUUGCGGAAUGGUAUUAACCCAGGCAAGUCUCAUUUGAUUGGAGUCAAUGCCAAUGACGAAACGAACCAAAGAAGCGAACAAGCUGUAGGCAGUGUGCCUGCCAACUGGAGUUGGAGUUCGUUCUGAGCUUAACUACAUCAUUUAUUUAAUUCAUACUGCAGAAGGAUCUGCCACGGAGAGCUUGAUAUGACUCCAAUAAUAUGCAUUUUGAUACUGAAUAGAGGCGUUGUCAUUUUAUACUUGGUUUUAUGAAGUUUUUCU
Scheffersomyces stipitis CBS 6054 is the source of this 2966-nucleotide messenger RNA. RefSeq lists its product as uncharacterized. Gene Ontology annotation, cellular component: ESCRT-0 complex. The record is from RefSeq and is a predicted model, not a curated record. Lineage: Eukaryota; Fungi; Ascomycota; Pichiomycetes; Serinales; Debaryomycetaceae. The coding region runs from base 321 to 2831 and encodes 836 amino acids. The transcript has a single exon. Gene Ontology annotation, molecular function: metal ion binding; phosphatidylinositol-3-phosphate binding; ubiquitin binding. Gene Ontology annotation, biological process: protein targeting to vacuole; protein transport to vacuole involved in ubiquitin-dependent protein catabolic process via the multivesicular body sorting pathway.